Messenger RNA from Bursaphelenchus xylophilus (pine wood nematode), 992 nucleotides. The record is from the annotation of a GenBank genome assembly. NCBI's taxonomy places the organism in Eukaryota, Metazoa, Nematoda, Chromadorea, Rhabditida, Aphelenchoididae.
AUGUUGGGCAGACCUCGAUACCGAUCUGGCCGGGUGAUAUGGCUCGGGGCGGUCUUUCUACUAUGCCAAUCCAUCGACGCGCUUUUUGAAGAGCCGCGACCUCUCACUGUAUGGGAAGAUCCAGUUCCAGCUCCCGAUUCGCCUAAGCCUUUGACUUGGAGCGAUAAAAGCUUUGGACAAUGGUGCCGAAACUUUACUUCGGAGGAGUAAGUACUUUUUGAAACCAAACCUUGAUGUGGAAUCUGUUUAUUACACUCCAUUAUUGUUAUUAUAUAUUCGUGGGCGGUUUUUUUUUGAAUUCUAAGCAUUUCCUGGGAUAAUUUUAUUACAGAAGUUGGAUUAAUUGAAUUACUUUUAAUGCAACACAAUUGUCCAUAUUUAUUUAUAAUUGGAUAAGUCUUAGCCCUCCACAUGACUUUUAACGAACUGCAAUUAUAUCUUUCCAUGAACUGUAAGGAAAUCUCCUUAAUUCGAUAAUUCGCAGAGUCUGCCUUACUAAUCCAAGAUGGGGAUCCCCAUGCAGAGAGAUUUCGUGGAUUUAUUCAUUGAUGACACAUUUAGGACCUUCUUAGCCCUUUCAGUGACGCAAUGUCACCUGCAACUCUCUCUUUAAAUAACCUUUUCCUUUUCAGGCAUUUCCAAUGCCCUCAAGGCUCUCCUUUCCAUUGGUAUUACUGUUGUGGGCCUUCGAUGACGCAGUGUUGUGCAGCUCCGCAGACAUGGACGAUUGUUGUUUUCGGCUCUUUGUUUAUAGUGAGUCAUUAUUUCCGAUUUUUUGUUAUGUAAUCUCAUCAAAGUUUACCUUUUCUUUUAUUUACUGUUAGAAACUUUUGGGAACCAAAUAAUUUUUAAUUACACUUCUGCUCCAGAUGACUGCCUUCCUUGUCGUUCUAUCAAUUCUUGCUCAUCUUGACUUGAUCUGGUCCAACGAGAAACCUCAAAAGAUCUCAAUCCUCAACUAUAACCCGGUAAAAUCUUCUGCCAUCAUCUGA